CCCAGCCGCCACGUCCACGAUAGCCGCCCCCUCCCCGUCCACCGUGGGAGCUAGCCACGUUUUCUCUGUCGUAUUGAGCCAUCUGAGGUUCACCCACGAUGUCCCCAGCGCUACGCCGGCCCCCGAGACACUGCAUACACACGUAAAAGUGUGAGCUCGUGCCUCCCCGCGCGCCCCCGCGGCGACCCCCGAUACCUCCAAUACGCAUGCGCGCGUUGUACAUUCCAAAGCGCACGCACAAUAACUUGCUAGUAAACAAGCUGCCCAGCCCUAAGGUCAGUUCAUCGGCCAGAAUGGCGCAGAGAUCGUUGGUGGAGGAGGCAACGCGGCCUCUGGUACUUAUCACUGUUUCAGUUCUGCUCGGUUUUCUCUGCUACCUCUACUACAGGUUCGUCCAUUCUCCGUACCUGGUCUUCGCAGGGACGGGAGUGAAGGGACCUAAUCCCAGAAUCUUACUGGGCAACUCUCUGGAACUCCUCACACGGGGCGAGAUGCAGACGUACCACAAGUUCUACAAGACAUACGGACCAAUCUUUGGGUUCUAUAGGGGAACUAGACCUGUGGUUGCUGUGACUGACCCAAUACUAGUGGAUAUGGUACUGAGCUCGGAACAAAACUCAUUCACCACCGUUCACCACAACCACCAGCACUACCUGAGGUCAAUUCUGAGGGUCCACGGCCUGCCAGCUGUGCUAUCACCACUACCACAGCAACAACAGCAGCAGCAACAGCAGCGAUUUGAGAAUGACGACACCCUGAAGGCCAGGAAAGGACUUCGCUCAAUUCUUCUCCUACCAAGACUUUUUAAACUUAUGGUACCCGUUGUGCUACAAAACUUUGACACGCUGCUGCUGGAGACACUGGAGAGCAGCCUGUCUCGUCCCUCUGUGGAUAUAUGGAGUGUCUAUGAGCCCUACUGUCUGCAAGUGAUCCUGGGUAUAGUAGGGCUGUCCAGUGGCAAACACAGAGAGGAGGUGGCAUCUGCACUCCAGAACUACUUCACCGUAGUCAACAGAAGUGGAACGGUGGAAUUUGUGUUCAGAGCACUGUUUGGCUCCAUCCCAUGUUUUGAUGAGGCAAUGAAGGUGCUAAACAGACGAGCCAAGGCCGAGGAGGAAUUCGAUAAUCUAGUUGGUGUGGUGUCGUCGGCAAUCUGCGAAGCCAAGCAAUACCAUCAAGUCACAGGAAUCAAGAGGAACUACCUCCAGGUGUUACUGGACCAAUCUCUCCCAGAGGACCAGACAGUGUCCUACACUCUCCUCAUCCUUCUCCUCGGCUACCACUCCAUCCUCACCACACUCUCUGCUGCCACAGUCCACCUGGCAGCCGACCCCAUAACCCAGCAGAAACUAUACAGCGAACUCAGCACCUCCGUUCAGAGAGAGACAUUGUUCUAUGAGGCGGUGGACAGUGUGGAGUUCCUGGAUGCUGUCGUGCAGGAGACACUGAGACUCUGCUCUCUCACUCCAAAGUUGACCAGAGUGUGUGUGAAGGACUGUGGGGUGAAGGGAGCCACGAUCCCAAAGGGGACUAGAGUUGAGGUUCCACUUCACUUCAUCCACCACCUCCCAACCCACUGGAACAGCCCCAACUCCUUCUCCCCUGACAGAUUCACCAGCCCACGGCGCCACUCUACAAAUGGCAAGACAGCCAAGUGCCCAGUUGCUGCACAAGGCCCCGCCUUCUUGCCGUUUGGCGUGGGAGCUCACAGCUGUGUGGGCAUGAGACUCACUAUCAACUGUGUCAAACUGACUCUCACAGAGGUCAUUCAGAGGUUCAGAUUCACAAGAGCUGCUAAUGGAAAGAAGGUAUCUAGGGGGAAGACCGCAGAGUAUGCCAGUCAGUUCAGAAGACCAGCUGGAGGGCACCAUGUACGAGUGGCCACCAGACACAAGUUAAAGAGAUCCAUUUCCUUUGCUACAGUGGUAAAGACAACAAUGGACAAACAGCCUGACGAUGAUAAUAAUACAUCAUAGCUUUAUUUCUUUGUGCAUAGGAUCGUUUUUAUACCAUUGACUUUGUAUGUAUAUAUAAUUUUAGCGUUGCCAUUUUGCAUCUGGCUAUAUGCAUAAAAUAUGGGCAAAAUACUUGUCCCCCUUAUCCUGUGUUCUUCCACGGCAAUGUUCUCCUCAUGGUGCGUCAGUCCGUUAGUCUGCUCGAACGAGGAGGCACGAUUAGGAGUUCAAACUGCCCAUCCAUCAGCGUAUGGAAGGUGCAACGCGUGCAUGAAGCACCCCCCUUCCCUGUACAUAGAGCGAUGCUCUAAACCAUGCACCUAGGAUCAGCAAUAGUGAUAAACACUGAUAAUCUUGAUCUUAAACUGGCACGGAAGCCAUCUCUGUACCACUGAGACUUGUGUGAACAUUUGCGGUCUAGUUGUGUGCGUGCAUUGUCGAUCCUAGUGCACAUGUGUUG
Messenger RNA from Geodia barretti, 2415 nucleotides. NCBI's taxonomy places the organism in Eukaryota, Metazoa, Porifera, Demospongiae, Tetractinellida, Geodiidae. The record is from the annotation of a GenBank genome assembly.